AUGUCGGAUGCUACUUCUGAAAGUCAAAGUGGAUUACGAGAUAGGCCUGAUCGACCUUCUAAAUGUACUUGGGCGUUAGACACGACUGCCAAUUCGCCGCAUCAUCAUCAAGUUCGGAAAAUCAAUGACAAAGUCAGACAAACAGCAUUGGAUAACAUAGGCUUUACACCUGUUGUUCGAUUAAAUAAAAUUGAAAAGAAAUUUGGCUUAAAAUGUAGACUAUUGGCAAAGUGCGAAUUUAUGAAUGCUGGCGGUUCUGUCAAGGAUCGCAUUGCUUUGCGUAUGGUAGAAGAAGCAGAAAGAGAAGGAAAAAUUAAACCAGGGUAUACAUUGAUCGAGCCAACUUCGGGAAAUACUGGCAUUGGUUUAGCCCUCGUUGCGGCGGUUAAAGGCUACCGAUGUAUUAUUGUUAUGCCAGAAAAAAUGAGCGCAGAAAAGGUUUUGACGCUAAGGGCUUUAGGAGCUGAAAUCGUCCGAACUCCAACUAAUGCUAGCUUCGAUUCGCCAGAAUCGCAUAUUGCGGUCGCUGAAAGAUUACAGAAAGAAACUAAAAAUGCUAUAAUUUUAAAUCAGUACGUCAAUGCCGGCAAUCCAUUGGCACACUACGAUACUACUGCCGAAGAACUAUUGUAUCAAUGCGAUAGUAAAAUUGAUGUUUUGGUUGCUGGGGCCGGAACUGGUGGAACUGUUAGCGGUAUCGGUCGGAAAUUAAAGGAAAAGAUUAAAAAUGUCAAGAUUAUCGGAGUGGAUCCAUUAGGAUCGAUCCUUGCUCAACCGAAAGAAUUGAACGUUGAUUCCUCAGGAUAUCAUGUGGAAGGCAUUGGAUACGACUUCAUUCCAACAGUUAUAGACCGAAAUGUUGUGGAUCAGUGGUACAAGUGUAAUGACAAAGAUUCAUUCGAAUAUGCAAGAUAUCUCAUUCGAGAGGAGGGUUUACUGUGUGGCGGUUCUAGUGGUAGUGCUCUCUCGAUAGCGUUGCAGACUGCCAAAGACUUAAAUGAAAAUCAAACUUGCGUAGUCAUCCUCCCGGACUCCAUUCGUAAUUACAUGACCAAAUUCGUUAACGAUGAUUGGAUGAUAGAGAACGGAUUUAUGGAAGACCCGGCUGUCGCUGUUGGUUUAAAACAUUGGUGGUGGAAUUUACCAGUCAGCAGACUCGAUAUCUCUACCCCUUUAGUUAUUACACCUACUGUAACCAUUGGUGAGGUUGUUGAAAUCAUGAAAAGAGAAUUAUUCAACCAAUUGCCUAUCGUUGAUGAAUCAGGUGUCCCUGUUGGCGUUGUAACACUUGGCAGUAUUGUAGCCUGGUUACUGGCAGGAAGAGCUAAUAAUACUGAUCCAAUUUCCGUUAUGGCAUACAAAAGAUUUAAUACGAUUACCCUAAAGAGAACGUUAGGAGAACUUUCCCGCAUUCUCGAGCGUGAUCACUUUGCUUUGAUUGUCCACAAUCAAAAACAUUGUAAGGAUACGGUUACAGAAAGACAAUCUGUAUAUGGAAUAGUUACUAGCAUCGACCUUGCUCAAUUCUUGACUUCAUCCGAAAGUGCCAAAGUUGCCUCGGAAUCGUAA
Trichoplax adhaerens is the source of this 1569-nucleotide messenger RNA. RefSeq lists its product as uncharacterized. Gene Ontology annotation, cellular component: cytoplasm. Lineage: Eukaryota; Metazoa; Placozoa; Uniplacotomia; Trichoplacea; Trichoplacidae. The record is from RefSeq and is a predicted model, not a curated record. Gene Ontology annotation, molecular function: cysteine synthase activity; cystathionine beta-synthase activity. The transcript has 17 exons. Bases 1 to 1569 code for a protein of 522 amino acids.